Molecule: messenger RNA, 656 nt
Organism: Phodopus roborovskii (desert hamster)
Lineage: Eukaryota; Metazoa; Chordata; Mammalia; Rodentia; Cricetidae
Gene: Magoh
Product: mago homolog, exon junction complex subunit
Exons: 5
Coding region: 91-531 (146 amino acids)
Biological process (GO): RNA splicing
Cellular component (GO): exon-exon junction complex; nucleus; catalytic step 2 spliceosome
Source: RefSeq, a predicted model, not a curated record
UCCGCGCGCCACCACUACGUCAGUAUAGGGCGCAGGUCGUGAUAGUGUGAUCUGUUCCUAAAGUUCGGUUUUGAUUGUCCCCUGUGAGCCAUGGAGAGUGACUUUUACCUACGUUACUACGUGGGUCACAAAGGCAAGUUCGGUCAUGAGUUCCUGGAGUUUGAAUUCCGACCUGACGGAAAACUUCGAUAUGCCAACAACAGCAAUUACAAAAAUGAUGUCAUGAUCAGAAAAGAGGCGUAUGUUCAUAAAAGUGUGAUGGAAGAAUUAAAGAGGAUUAUUGACGACAGUGAAAUCACCAAAGAAGAUGAUGCUCUGUGGCCCCCUCCUGACCGAGUAGGCCGGCAGGAGCUUGAAAUUGUCAUUGGUGAUGAACACAUUUCUUUUACAACAUCAAAAAUUGGUUCCCUUAUUGAUGUCAACCAGUCUAAGGAUCCAGAAGGUUUACGAGUGUUUUAUUAUCUUGUCCAGGACCUGAAGUGUUUAGUCUUUAGUCUUAUUGGAUUACACUUCAAGAUUAAACCAAUCUAGAUUGGAUAUUGUGGACAUGAGGGGGGUGGGAAUUUUUAGUUACCAUAAUUAGGAAUUUUUCUCUGUAUAUUGGGGCAAUUUUUAUAAACAAUAAAUGAUGGUCUUUAAUAAAUUGAUAACAGCUA